Phytophthora infestans T30-4 is the source of this 651-nucleotide messenger RNA. RefSeq lists its product as uncharacterized. Lineage: Eukaryota; Oomycota; Peronosporomycetes; Peronosporales; Peronosporaceae. The transcript has 2 exons. The coding region runs from base 1 to 651 and encodes 216 amino acids. The record is from RefSeq and is a predicted model, not a curated record.
AUGGACAUGCGGUCGAAGGCGUACCCGGCGCUACCGGAUGGUCGCGGCCUACGCCUAGUGAUUCCGCGUGCUGGAGACUUACGCUUCCGCCCGCAGAUCCCCGCAACCUUCUCACAAAGGCUGUACAUCCACGCGGAUCCGCGCCGCCGCUUCUGGUACGCUCGCUUCCAAGUGCGGCGCAAAUUUAUCGUUAUGUCCACCCAGGGAGACUUGUACGCGAAGACCAGCGUGGCUACCUUCACGAUGGCUGACCUACCCAAGAAAAAUGUGCUCAGUAUGCCCCGUGUUGCGCGCGGAGACCUCGUUAAGGUCUUGGACCUCGUGCAAUGCUCCAGAAGUGAGGGGCAGCAAUGGGAGCUCGUAUUCGCGCGCUGGCGCAACGGCAUGGAGACGUGGCUGCCACUGGAAGUGGCUCAACUUUACGCGACCAAUCUGCUGCAGGAAUUCUACGUCAACAGCGUCAACUCAUGGGCCUUUCACUCCCGCUUACAGCCAGAGAGCCUCUUGGCUUUCCGGACGGAGGUGGAGCUGUGGCUUUUCCACACGGAGUUUCAGGAAUUCUACAAGCGAUUACGUCAGAAGCGAGCAAGUGGCAGCACAGUGGCACAAGCGCAGCAGCAAUCAUCACAGACGCCGGAUCGGAAGCCGUGA